This is a messenger RNA of Pundamilia nyererei, 2403 nucleotides long. RefSeq names its product rhotekin-like. The record is from RefSeq and is a predicted model, not a curated record. Gene Ontology annotation, biological process: septin ring organization; signal transduction; mitotic cytokinesis. Bases 82 to 1455 code for a protein of 457 amino acids. Gene Ontology annotation, cellular component: actomyosin contractile ring. NCBI's taxonomy places the organism in Eukaryota, Metazoa, Chordata, Actinopteri, Cichliformes, Cichlidae. The transcript has 13 exons.
UAUGAGAUUAUCAGUUCGCUCAGUGUACUUCCUGAGUCAGCGGUGGUGGAACAGUCCUCUUACGUCCUGCACACAAGGAAGAUGAAUAAUAAUACGCAGGAUACUGCAGUGCUUCAGCACAUUGAGAGGGAGGUACGCAUGCGUGAGGGAGCUUGCAAGCUACUGGCAGCAUGUUCCCAAAGAGAGCAGGCCCUGGAGGCCUCCAAGAGCCUCCUAACCUGCAAUACCCGCAUUCUGGCCUUGCUCAGCCAACUACAGAGGAUGAGGAAAGUACAAAUCCUACAAAGUGUGGGAUGCAGGCCAUCUGACGAUCUGGUGCCAUGUACAGGAAAAGUAGCACUUUCAGACCUGCGAAUCCCCCUCAUGUGGAAAGACUCAGAGUACUUCAAAAACAAAGGAGAACUACAUCGCUGUGCCGUAUUCUGCCUGAUCCAGUGUGGCACAGAGAUCCAUGACACUGACCUGGUGAUGGUAGACAGGACAUUAACUGACAUCUGUUUUGAAGACACUAUAAUAUUCAACGAGGUAAGUCCAGGGUUUCAGCUUCGCAUUGAGCUGUACAGCAGUUGCGUGGUCGAUGAAUUCUCCCCUGGGGCCAUAGGAUCCUGGAGAGUGAGCCGUCUGGGGGGCUCUUUGGGAUGCUCCUCUGGGAAAAAGAUCCGUGCUGCAUUCGAGUCUGCAGCUGUUUGCGGAUCCAUUUCCAGUGGAGAUGUAAGAUCCGGAAGCGUGCCACCAACAUUAUCACCUGACCUGUUGGCACUGGGACCUAAGUACAACCUUUUGGCUCACACAACCCUGAGAAUUGAGCAUGUCCGGGAAGGUUUCAAAACGCACGAUUUAUCACUUUCAGCGACAGAGGAUAAUCCAUUCUGGUUGCCUUUGUACGGAAGUAUGUGUUGUUGCUUAGUUGCUCAGCCUCUGUGCAUGAUUCAGCCAGUGAUAAGUGGCCAAAUCAAAAUCAAGCUCAGCUCAGAAGAGGACUGUACUUAUUCUGAAACUGUCUAUGGUGUCCUCAAGAGGCAAGCCCUUCUCUGUUAUCAAAGUCAAGAAGGCCUGGAGUCUGACGACAAUCCCUUGCUUGAGAUUCCAAUAACAAAGGAUACCGUUGUCUGUAUGUCUGACAGAGAUCCUGCCAAUUGCCAGAAAAUAUACAUCAAUACACAACGUCAAGGGGAGGACAUAACUUAUGUGCUUACCACAUGCACACUUGAAGAUACACAGCACUGGAGGAAGGCCCUCUGUCAGCACAUCUAUAGCAUGAGCCAUUGGAAACAGUGCUGUGACAACCUCAUGAAGAUACAAAUGCCGAGCUCCAGGAAAUCAGUAAUGACGAAGCAGGGAUCUCUAUACCAUGAAAUAGCGACACCCUCCUCGCCCAGAAAGCAAACUGAGGUUCCAGAUUUAUCUACUGAUAUCCGCUCUUUGCUCUCUACAUACUACAAGGAAAGUUAUUGAUCACCCUGCCAAGGACACUGGGAAAGAGCGAAACACACUUCUCAGCAGCCCAAUUCUGGUUACCUUGCCCGGUCAAGGAGUUGGAGAAGGACAUGAUAAUUGGUGGUCUUUCAUGAUUUGGAAGGUCACCAGAAUUACUCAACUGUGCUUACUUUUUCAUGCUACUCCUGAAAGAAUCCAAACUGUUUAUCCAACAACAAUAGCUAGCAAUUUUUGGAGUCAAGGUGAUAUAAUGAGAUUCCACUCUAAUUUUGAUUCCAUUUACCUUGGCCCCUUAUCUUUAGUUACUGUGAUAAACAUGAAAAUAUCCAUUUAUUAGGCACCCACUGGGAUAAAAUCAUGUCUCACUAAUUUGAGUAUCAUGUGCAGCAACAUGUGCAUUUAUAUUUUCACCUGGUUUUAUUGUUACACAGGAAGACAUGCGUUAAAUUUUAGUUGUACUAAUGUGGAUUAACAAUAGCAUUGUGCUAUUAUAGAAAAUAGCAGAAGUAGUCUGGCAUAUUUCUACUGAGUCAUAAGGCAAAUACUCUAGGAGGAAAAUCUUUUUACUGUAAAUCAAGAGCACACCUUGCAUUGUCUACAAAUAUUUUCACUGAUGUUAUGCUUGUUUUGGCCACACCUCUUGGAAGCAUAUAAAACUCUACACUUCCAGUCAACAUCCUGUGGAACGAGAAAAAGGUAAUUAGUAUUCGUGGAGAAAGCAGGUAGGAAUCAGAGAAGGGUUUCUCAGAAGUUUGUCACUGGGUGUGCCUUAAUGCUAAAGAGGACGUGUGAGAAUGCAAUAAGCGAUUAGCUAAUCUAAUCUGUUAUCUGGAGAUGCCAAGGAUGCACAGAAUCCUUCGAGGCCUCACGUCAUGAUCAGGAAUUGCUAAAAUCUUAUCUUAUGUUAAGUAUUGUGUUUUAGUAUUUUGUUUUCGCCUUGCUUUGUGAAAAAAGAAACUUGAGAAU